AUGAUGAGUAAUCAGAGAAUAUUUUGUAAGUGUCUACGUGACAGUUGUUAAGGUUUGUCUGGGAAGCUAAAAAAGAAUCUGUUACUGUAAUUCUUGAAAAUUCCGGCAAUAAAAACAGAGAUUGUAAUCACUGAAAAAAGUUUCGGUAAUUUCGAAAAUUGUAAUACUGAAAAACUAGGAGACUUGAUUACAAAGCUUUGUUUUUGAUUUUUAUGUAAUAUCCAUGUCUAAAAGUACAAGCAGCUAAAGAACAAUAAAAUUUAUGGGUGGUCUGGCCUACAAGGAUAUGAAACUUGAAACAAUUUACAAAUUUGAAGUGGUCUCCUGUUUUUAUAAAGUUCAACAAAAGUGUUUUCUUGAAAGCAAGCGUUUUAAUCUGGCGAUUAAACAAAAUUUUUUAUAGUCGCGGUGAGCAACUAUGAAAAAUUUGGAUAGCGGUCAAAGAAAAACGUUUUUCGGCCGUGUCAUUGAAAAUCUGAUGGUUCUGUAAGCUAUGAAAGAUGUCAGCUGCUGCAAGGAGAGAGUUAGAAAUUCCCAAUAAACUAUCGAUCUAAAUUUAUGCCAAGUUACAUCCAAAUUACGGCAGCACGGCUUUUCUAGAGUAAAUACAUCAAAGUUAUUGGUGUAGAAUAGCCUUCCUUUAGGUAUUCCUUUUUUCAUGUGUUUCAAUUACAGAUCUCCACAAAUGGAUCGGGUUUUCUUUCAACUGUAUUUCCUUUUCAACCAGUUCAAUGCUCUUGUAUUUGGUGCUAAAGAAGUCGCGGAAGAUGCCAAAUAUUCGUCCGAUUUUAUUGGCUGGAGCAGUAAUUGACUUUACAUAUUCUUUGCUCAAUUUAUGUGCUAAUCACGUAAGAAAUAAUUAAAAAAUGAAAAAUGGUUUUUAGAUGUUUAUUGUGUCCGAUAAAUCGCUGUUAUUGUUGACCGACCCCAUGCUACCGUUUCCUCAGAUAAUCUGCGACGCUAUUCUGGUGAUCGGCGGAUUUUUUGUGGCUCUAAGUUGGCUAACAGUCCCAGUCCAGUAUAAUUACCGACUGUAUAUCAUUAAACAGUAAGUUAUUACACUUUUACACCCCUUUUUAAUUAAACUUUACGCUAAUUUCAAUCCUUUUUUAGCGGCUCUGCUCCUCCAUGGAGCCUUUUAUUAAUCCAAGCUACAAUGGUGCUAAUUAUGAGCUCAAUUGGGACAUAUCUAAUCUAUUUUGUAUACUUCGUCGGUAAAGAUGCAGCACUGGUCAGUAAUGUAAUGGAGUUGAUGAAGAUUGACUUUGAUGAGAAUCUCGUCUUCGGCAAGAAAUUCGUGAGUUAUCUUACGCUUUAAAGAGAUGAGAUUUACUGAGUUUGUAUUUUCCAUUUUUCAACUCCUUUAUGUUUACUAAAGUAUUGUCUGUCAAUUGCAAAUAGGUUUGGCUGGUUUUGUAUUCAUGGGGUGAGAUGAUACCUGUUUUUAUAACACUGCAAAGGCCUUUAUUACAAAUGGGAUUGAACGUCUGUCUGUCGCAAACUUUUAAUUGUAAGAAACAAAAAAAUUUGUAGAAGAGAGAAUAAAGAAAAUCCUUAGAACCAGACUAGAACCUGCUGUUUAACAACCUCGUAUACAAAUUUAAACAAACCAUGGUAAACAUGCAUAGAUCAAAAAUAAAUAGGCCGCAAAAGGGCUUUAACAAGCCCUAUUAGCAGUAAUUUUAUCUUCUUCCAGGAAGUAAAGCGUUGAAAAAUAAUUUUACUGCACAGUUUUGGAUGACAUAUUCAAACCACAUUCCAAGCACUCCAAAUUACUUGGUCUUUGAAUAGAUCCAUUUCAUCACCGGAAAAAACAUUUUCGUGUCCAAUUUUUUACACUCACAUUUGCUACAAGCGAAAGACCAUCCAGAAAAGUCGCUUUCUAUGUAAAGUAAUCAAAGAUUGCAACAUAACUUUUUGCGAUUAUUCUUAUGUUAUUUUUUUGUGAUCAUCUGGUCUUUUAGAGAUUUUACAAAAUUUGUAAUGUUAUUUAUGCCUUUUAGGAGAGCCCACCAAUGCAGAUUUACUUUGCAUACUUUUCUCUGAUGUCCACGUUGGCUUUGAUUAACAUUGUUAUCGCGGAUCGAAAGAUUCGGCAAAAUUUGAAAGCAAAAGAAAGCAUAAUGGGGAAGAGGACAAAGAAGUUACAUGCGGAGUUGAGCAAAGCGCUGUUUGUUAUGGUGAGUUUUAAAAAAAUUAUCCCGGAUUUACAGGGCUGCUUUGCGUUUCUUACAAGGAAAGUACUUUUAUGGGGGCUCCUACUUUUUGACGGGACAUAUCUCAAAAAAUCAGAAAAAAUGUGCUGAUCAAGGAUAUAUAAAUCUUAGCUGCCCAUUUUAGGUUUUUAGGGGUGAAAAUGCCCAAAAACUGACUUAAUUUCCCUACAAAAGGCGCAGGCAUUCGAAACGAUAAAAAGCGCAGUCGGUCUCUUCCUUCGGAAGAGAGCGGCGUGGCCGAGUGGUUAGUGCCGUAGUCUGGGAAUCAAGAGGGGGAACGCCGCACGGGUUCGAUUUCCCUUUUGGGCUGAAUCAACUUUUUUUAAAGUUGAAGGUCGGAAAAAUAAAUUUUUGGGCCAAGACUGGUUUAUUACGUCUUAGAAACCGAAUAAACAUCAUUUUAAGCCAAAAUAAAAAUUGUAAACCUGUGAAAAAUUAAGCGAAAAGGGGUUUAUAUAGGACUUUAAGUCAACUUCCGAUUGAGUUUUCACCCCUAAAAACUUAAAAUGGGCAGCUAAGAUUUAUAUAUCCUUGAUCAGCACAUUUUUCCUGAUUUUUUGAGAUAUGUCCCGUCAAAAAGUAGGAGCCCCCAUAAAAGUACUUUCCUUGUUAAAAUUAGGAAGACAUGUCUAAAAAUUUGACAUUUGUCUAAUUUCUGCAAACUCUUUUAUAUACUACAAAAUUUUGUCUCUCUGCAACGCGCACGUUGAAAACGUGUUUUACGUGAGUUCGGGCUAUCUCAAGCCAUGGAAUUCUAUAUCUUCAGUGUAACAAGGAACACAAAGACACAAAAAAUUUAGUUUUGAACAUAGAUUUCCUCGUAUUCUACAAAAUACAAUACACUGAAAGAAAAAACAUCAUAAAUUUUUGAUGUUUUUCAUCAGUCUAUUAGAUUUUGAUAAAAACAUCAAAAAAAUUUUUUUGAUGUUUCGUUUCAUCAAAAAGAAAAAAAAAAUGCGAUGUUUUUUUUUGAUGUGGCGCACAUCAAAAAUUUUUGAUGUUUGGAAAAUCAAAUAUUUCUGAUAAUUUAUCAAAAAAUGAUACAAAUAAUGUUAGUUAAACGAUUUAUUCAAAUAAACCGUUAGCCACAACAUAAUUUCAGCCAAAUGGCUGUAAUAUUCAAAGAAGUUGACCAUGUCGCCUUUAUGCAAACUCAAUGAAACGGGUGUUUCUGGCUCUGAUCCCAGACAACGAUCGGAAGACAGGGUCGUUGCGUCGUGGAACAUGUCAUUCACCACGCCAUUACCACCGGGUGCCCGCAUCGCAUGGCCUAAAGAUCAAACUACUACAAUAUAAAUAACUCACAUGUUUGAUGAAUCCCGACUUCUGAAAUAUCGAAAGUAUACUGUUUUCCAUUGAUCAUCAAGCUUCUGGACGGCACAGGCCUGCAAAUACACGAUGUUAAUUUUACCGUCAUCAACCGCAGGCCGUCUUACCGAAAACACCAUUCCAACUCUUCCAUGUUAAUGCUGACGAUGGAGAUUAUCACGGGUUGAUGAUGGUCCUUGACGGAAAAAUUGACAUCCACCUAUAAAUUUACACAAUCAAAAUUUUAAAAUUCUGAAAAUAUUUUACGAGCUCACCAUGGAUAAGAUACCACGACGAGUAUUCCCUAAACAGUUAUAGAUGUAAUUCUCCUUCUAGUUAGGCGGAGCGCAAGUCCAGGUAAUCCUUCACGUCCGGGCAGACCUUGCGGUAAAGCGGAUAGGUCUUGAUGGUGCCAACUUCCAUUACCCAAUUGAUGAUGUUGCUGUGUGAUGGAGCAUAUUCAUUUUGCGGGAAAACAACACACCCAGAACGGGAGUCGCUCUGAAGUCAAGUGCAAUAUAAAGAAAGGCCUGAAAUUGAAAGAAAUUCGAUAAAAUUUAAAUCCAAAGACCUUGCAAACGAAGUUACAUAACCUUUCAUUUACUGAUCUAAACAUAAAAGAAAACAACAACAAAAUUCGCUUACCUCACCUGACAAUCACGAUCGUUUACAAAAAGUAGCAAAAUUUAUGAAGAGAAAUCCGACCGAUUUCUUGUAUCUUUCUUUUUGGAGUUCAAUUUGCGAAUUGCAAUUUGAUAAACCCAAACAUCAAAAAAAAUUUUUUGAUGAAAACAUCAAAAUCUCCUGCUUUUGAUGUCGUCGACAUCAUAAAUGCGUGAUGUUUUAUUUUGAUGAAUUUGAAUUUGAUGUUUUUUCUUUUAGUGUACAAUUACAUUAAGAUUAAAAGUAUUGUUUGCAGGCGAUCUCCCCGGUCUUCUCCAGCUUCUCCCAAGUCAUCUACAUCUCGGUUGCCUUGAAUCGAACCGGUGGUUCUCUCUUCCCUGACGUUGUUUCGAGCAUGUUGGCGACUUCAGCGCCCCUCAUCAACAGUGUGACGACCAUGUAUUUUGUGCGUCCUUACCGACUCUUCUUCAUUCGGUUAAUAAGAGGAGGCUUCGAAUCCUCUUCGGUUGAAGUCUAUGUCAAUAAUACGCAUACGCAUCCACUAACUAUUACAAAUCGACCUCGCCAGAGCUCUCUAUUUCAAAAGGAUUCAUGA
Molecule: messenger RNA, 4743 nt
Organism: Bursaphelenchus xylophilus (pine wood nematode)
Lineage: Eukaryota; Metazoa; Nematoda; Chromadorea; Rhabditida; Aphelenchoididae
Source: the annotation of a GenBank genome assembly